AUGCUUGCAGGCUGGGCCUUGCCGGGCACUGCAGGCUGCCGCCGCCUUCUGGCGACGGCUCUAGCUGCGGGGCUGCGGCCGCUGCUCUGCGGGCUGCCGCUGUGUUUCGUGACAGCGAGGCGGGCGGCGGGGCAGUGGCCGAGCCCGGGCCUACAGGUGCCGGAGGCGGCGGAGGCGGAAUGGCUGGUGCAGCAGGUGCAUGGGACUGCGGUGUCGCUCCGCCGCUUCAUCGCCUGCCCGCGACUGGCGUGCACCGUGCAGCGUUGCCUGCAGGGCGGCGCCAGUCCCGGCCCCCAGCCCGUCUUGCUCGAGUGCGCACCAGGUCCUGGAAUCUUGACUCGGACUCUGCUCAAUGCAGGUGUUAGAGUGGUAGCUCUAGAAAGUAACUCAGCUUUUCUUCCAAACUUGCAGUCCCUAGAGAAUAGCCUGGAUGGACAAUUAAAGGUAAUUUAUGGUGACUUCUUCAGACUGGAUCCUUUGGGGACUGGAACAGUGAAACCACCUGCUAUGUGUUCUGACAAGCUUUUUGAAACCAUGGGUGUAGCAGCAGUUCCUUGGAUGGCAGAUGUACCUGUGAAAGUUUUUGGAAUCUUACCACACAGAAAGGAAAGGAACACACUUUGGAGGCUCCUUUUUGCCCUUUAUGAAUGCAGUUCCAUAUACAGAUAUGGAAGAAUAGAACUCAACUUCUUUAUAAGUGAAAAAGAGUACAAGGUAUUAACUGCAAAGCCUGAGGGUACAAAGGCUUACCAAGCACUUACUGUGCUUUGGCAAGUAGGAUGUGAAAUUCAACUACUGCAUAUGGAACCCUGGUCAUCAUUUGCAACUAAUUUGAAAAAUGGGGGACUGGCAGUACCAAAAACCAUGUGGCUGCCAAAUGACCAUUUAUGUUUGGUACGACUGACUCCUCAACAAGAUCUGUUCACAGGAGGCUUGAAGCCCACAAAUUCACUUGCCUUUGUUUUCAUGGUGAAACAGUGUCUUGCUAAACCUAAGUCUAGACUUAUUGAUAGACUAAAUUCAUGGAGCUUGCACAAGGGUGGCAAAUUGCUGAAAGAGCUAGAAAUUCCAAAAAAUGCUAAAACACGUGACUUGUACCCAGAAGACUACAGGCGUCUUUUUGAGGCUUUGCAAACCUCUCAUCUGUUCGCUGAAACCUGGUUCCAUGAUGAAGCCUUGGAAAGUAUAAGGAACGUAUAAAUCUACAGCUGCUGUCUUUUGGAAGAGCACCUUUGCUUCUGGAAGAUUUCUUUGAUAAGUAAUGAUUUAAAAAUGGGAGAUGCUGUUAGCUAGGUGAUUUCCUGUCCAAAUGGGAAAUUAAAUUUAGUGAGUAACAAAAGCCGUUUUACACAAAAUGAAAGUAACGGAUUCAGUUAUUUGAUCACAACCCUAUGUAGAUUAGACAAACUUUGCAUCUUUUCCAGGAGCUUAUUAGCAACCUGCUGCUUUUGGAUGUACCACUUAAAUGGAACUUUUUGUUACAUGGCUGUAUAUUUAAAUUUGAAAAAAAAAAACCCAACAGACCAAAUAUCACUAUUUGUGUGGUUUGUAUUUUGGUGCUCAGUGAUUUGAAUGCCUUUUUACAUAUGUAGGUCUUUACAACCACUGCAUGGGUUAUAUUGUCUCCUGAUCUAAAAACCUUGCAGUCUGAAGUCAGUACGAAUAAAUCAGUAGUGGUGGGUUAGCAGAAGAUAAGGUAAUGACAGCAUGAUAAAACACCAACUCGGAGCUGUUUGGUGGUUGUGUUCUUUCUGUUUGCUUGGUUUGGUUUAACUGAGUAUUACUGUAUCUCAGGGGGGAAAAAGUUGUAACAAUCCUUUUGAAAAUUUGAAGACAACACUGGGCAGCCUGUUCUAGCUUACAGUACAUGAACAUCUAUAGGUACAGCUUUAUCUUAUUUUAGGUCUAAGCCCAAAGUCAACAGAAUAUUCAAUGCUGUAUAAAUAUUUUUUUGGGAAAAAAAAUUUACCUGUAACCUUUGUCAAUAUGUAUUUGUUUAAUGUGUAUUAUAUGUACAAAAUAACUUACUUU
Indicator indicator is the source of this 2031-nucleotide messenger RNA. RefSeq names its product transcription factor B2, mitochondrial (gene TFB2M). The record is from RefSeq and is a predicted model, not a curated record. Gene Ontology annotation, biological process: transcription initiation at mitochondrial promoter; rRNA methylation. The transcript is spliced from 8 exons. Gene Ontology annotation, molecular function: mitochondrial transcription factor activity; rRNA (adenine-N6,N6-)-dimethyltransferase activity. The coding region runs from base 1 to 1200 and encodes 399 amino acids. Gene Ontology annotation, cellular component: mitochondrial matrix. Lineage: Eukaryota; Metazoa; Chordata; Aves; Piciformes; Indicatoridae.